AUGGAUGCGGACGGGGUUGAAGUCCCCAGGUACUUCGUCUGCCCCAUCUCCCUCCAGAUCAUGAAGGAUCCGGUGACAGUCGCUACCGGUAUCACCUACGACCGGGAGAGCAUCGAGCGGUGGCUCUUCGUCGACAACAACUUGACCUGCCCCCUCACGAACCAGCCCCUGGCGAGGGAAUCCGAGCUUACGCCGAACCACACCCUCCGCCGCCUCAUCCAGGCCUGGUGUAUGGCCAACGCCUCUCAGGGUGUGGACAGGAUCCCCACCCCUCGAGCCCCCGUCAGCAAGUCCAGCAUCCACAAGCUCCUCCAGGACCUCUCCGUCCCAAAGCUGGAAUCAAAUACCCUCCGCUUGCUCUCCACGCUCGCCUCCGAUAGCGAGAGCAACCGGCGGUCCAUGGUGCAGGCAGGAGUUCCCAAGUCCAUGGUCUCCACCAUCGUCGAUUCCCACAGAAGAAACCGACCCGAUCGCGUGGAGGAAGCCCUCGCGGUUCUAAUUGCGCUGAAAGCCUCACCGGAGGAGCUAAAGCCGCUCAUUGGCGACAACCACGACCUCAUUGAAUCCUUGACGUGGGCAUUGAAACACGCGUCUUCCGACAGCAGUACUAACGGGCCGAGAAGUCAUGCGAUCGUCUUCUUGAAGUGCGCACUCGAGGUGGCGAAUCCGACCUUGGGGGAGAGGUUGAAAUCGGAUUUCUUCAUGGAGGUCGUCUCAGUUUUGAAAGCACGGUCAUCUCCGCAGACAAUCAAGGCGGCGCUGCAGGUGCUGCUGGACGCCUGCCCAAUGGGGACGAACAGGAGUAAGAUCGUCGAGGCAGGAGCCGUCGCUGAGCUUAUCGAGCUCGAGCUGACGGCUCCCGAUAAGAGAACGAGCGAGCUCGUAUUGGGCGUUCUGGAUCACCUAUGCAACUGCGCCGACGGGAGGGCAGAGCUGGUGGGCCACGCCGCCGGUAUAGCCGUGGUGGCGAAGAGGAUACUGAGGGUCUCCCCGGCAGCUGAUGACCGGGCGGUGAGGAUUCUGUCCUCGGUGUGCAAGUUCUCGGCGACGAACGAGUUGCUACAGGAGAUGUUGAAGGUGGGGGCGGUGUCGAAACUGUGCCUGGUGUUGCAAGCGGACUGCUCGACGACCGUCAAGGAGAAGGCACGAUGGGUUCUCAGGUCCCAUUCAGAGGCGUGGAGAAAUUCCCCUUGUAUUGCGACUUAUUUGAUCACCAGAUACCCUUAA
Molecule: messenger RNA, 1227 nt
Organism: Spirodela intermedia
Lineage: Eukaryota; Viridiplantae; Streptophyta; Magnoliopsida; Alismatales; Araceae
Source: the annotation of a GenBank genome assembly